UCUCCCCUAGGUUGUUUCAGAGGAUACUCUCCUUUUUCAAACAGAGAUGUACUUUAACCCUAGGAAUCUACAUUGUGACCAUCAGAAGAUCCCUUUGGAAUGUUCUGCCUCUAGUUCAUGGUUUCAGGAUCCUUAUCUGUUGCAGCUGGGAGAAACCCCACAAGAGUGUUGGUGCAAAUCACUUUUGGAAUGAGUAUUGCCAGCACUGCUCUGGAUCUAGUUGGGUUUGUUUUCCUCUCAGUAAAUUUGGCAGUUAAUAAGCAGUCUUUCAAGAGUUGUGAGUCUUCACAGUCACAGGACUUAGGCAUUUUCGUGGGCAUCUUUUCAAACGGCCUGAUGUCCCUAAUGCUGAUCCUUACCUUGCUGGAAUUAUGCAUAAGCAUCUCUGUCUCAGCCAUGUGA
Messenger RNA from Callorhinus ursinus (northern fur seal), 402 nucleotides. It is a transcript of the gene MS4A3, whose product is annotated as membrane spanning 4-domains A3. The record is from RefSeq and is a predicted model, not a curated record. NCBI's taxonomy places the organism in Eukaryota, Metazoa, Chordata, Mammalia, Carnivora, Otariidae.